This is a messenger RNA of Aspergillus ruber CBS 135680, 1569 nucleotides long. Its product is annotated as putative C2H2 finger domain protein. Bases 1 to 1569 code for a protein of 522 amino acids. Gene Ontology annotation, molecular function: nucleic acid binding; zinc ion binding. NCBI's taxonomy places the organism in Eukaryota, Fungi, Ascomycota, Eurotiomycetes, Eurotiales, Aspergillaceae. The record is from RefSeq and is a predicted model, not a curated record. The transcript has 3 exons. Gene Ontology annotation, cellular component: cytoplasm.
AUGGGACAAUUUCAUUCAUCAAGCCAUGGAGGCCCAGACUUACCUGAGGAACAAGUUAAAAGUGAUUAUUAUGGAUAUCUUGGUGUACAAUGGGAUGCUUCUGAAGAGGAGAUAAAGAAGGCAUACAGAAAGAAAGCCUUUGAGCUACACCCAGACAGAAAUUACGGAAAUGUUGAAACCGCAACAAAAUUAUUUGCGGAGGUACAAUCUGCAUAUGAAGUCCUCUCAGAUCCUCAGGAGCGGGCGUGGUAUGACUCCCAUCGUGAGGUCUUGGGAAACGGCGCCAGAACAGAAAGUGGUGAUUAUUCGUAUAACACCCAAAUGACAACUACAGAUGACAUUUUCAAACUUUUUUCCAAUUUCAGUCCCCGCAUGGAAUUUUCGGACUCAAAAUCAGGAUUCUAUGGUGGUCUCCGUGAAACCUUCUUGCGACUGGCUUGCGAGGAGAAAAUGGCAUGUCAAUGGGAAAAUAUCGAAUACGUUGAUUACCCAACUUUUGGACAUCGCAAUGACAGCUUCGAAGAUACUGUGCGCCCAUUUUAUGCUGUGUGGAGUAGUUUCUCCACAAAGAAGUCGUUUGCAUGGAAAGACAUCCAUCGUUACUCCGAAGCCCCAGAUCGUCGUGUCCGCAGGAUAAUGGAGAAAGAAAACAGACGCCUAAGAGAAGAAGGAAUCCGCGAAUUCAAUGAUGCUGUUAGGUCGCUUGUGUCUUUCAUAAAAAAGCGAGACCUGCGUUACAAAACUAAUCCCCAAAGCGAAGCACAACGCCAGGAGACCCUUCGUCAAUCGGCAGAAGCACAGGCUACUAGGUCGCGAGCAGCUAACCAAGCUAAGCUACGUGAAUAUAUUGCUCCAGAGUGGGCCAAAUCGGAAGAGCCGCAGGAAUAUCGAGAUGACAGCCCCGAAAGCGAGGUGGAACAUUUCGAUUGUGUGGUGUGCCACAAGAGUUUCAAGAGUCAACAGCAACUUCAAGCUCACGAGCGUAGCAAGAGACAUUUGAAGGCGGUCAAAGAUCUUCGUCAAGAGAUGACAGCACAGGAUAGGCAAUUGAAUUUGCAAGGGAAUGAAAAUGGGAAUAAUGUUUUUGAGGAUGCAUAUCUGCGGCAAAUCAAAGAACAUGGCAAUAACAAUCGGAUGGCUACAGCUAGAUCAGACUGUGAAUCAGACGUACAUGAGUCUGAUGAUGUGACUAGAUUUGGCGGUCUCAGUUUAGAUCAGUUGGAAAAUCUCAAUAUCAGCGCUUCAGACAAAGGUACUAGCCAUGACCCUAAUACCGAGACGCAGUCACGUUGUCUCCUUGUCAAGGAAAACGAUGGAAAUCAAGAGGCAAAGAAUGUGUUGUCUGGGAUGCCAUUGAUCCCCGAGGGGCAAAAGGAAUCGCCUGAGAAAAUGGGAAAAGCCAAACAAAAACGUGCCAAAAAAGCUGCACAAAAACAGGCAAACCCUUCAACGGAUCUGGCCUGUGUAAUGUGUCAUUCGACUUUCAUUUCUAAAAAUCAGUUGUUCUCCCAUGUCAGAGAACUUGGCCAUGCGCAGCCACUGCCCAAUACUUCCAGAAAUAGGAAGUAG